GGCUCUUAUCUUAUCAGGAGGACAGGGCCAAGUAGUAGUUGCAAAGCGGAAAGAAAAUGGCGGCCGUGGCUGCGGAGCCAGGAGCUGCUGCGGCAUCAACAACAGCGGGGGACGGGGUGGACUACGAACCCGAGCCAGGAGAACAUGUGGUCGACCUAGAGGCCCCCUCCGUCCCGGAAAUUGAGCUUUGUCACCGAUCCGAGGAUGUGGAUGCAGUUCAGGAAUGCAGCCAGGUCCAAAUGGAAAUCAGAAGGCCGGACCUUCAAGCCGCGGGAAAAGCCCUCGCUGCCCAUGCGGACGGAGAGCGCACCGACACGGGUGGGUCCUGGGGCCGUCUGGGCACAGCCGAGCAGCCCGUGCUUAUGGACUACAUGUGCACAGAUUAUGAGGAAUCCUUCUCGCCGAAGGUGGAGGCUGCAAACGAGGUCAGUGCUCUCGAAUCCAGCCCCUGCCUUCUGCUCCCCAGCUCCAUCUCAGACUCCCAGCCCUCUGUGGUCUUCUUGCAUUCCCUUCCCGCUCAGGUUCCGUCGGAGCCCAAAACUGGACUGUCUCUGGCUGUCGAAUACGACUCCAAUUCCGCGUCAAGCCAUCCUACCGAUCUGGAGUGUGAACUCAUAGGCUUUACGCAGCCGGAUCCCGAACCCGCAUCCGAUGCUCCCGGGUCGGAACUCAAAACUCACGAGGAUGCUUUCCAUGACAUCCCGCACCCCUCAGAUCACCUGGACUCCCUGUCCGCUGCGGAAGAGACCUCGCUGGGAGAAUCGGUGGGUCAGAGCAGCAUGAGUGACUUUUCUACUGUUUCCAGUAAGGACUCUUCCGAACUUCCAGCGGAGGUGGAUCAGUCGCUCAUGUCAGCAGCAGAGGCGGAGGAAGUGCGCUCGCAUCCUCUUCAUCAGCAGAGCUUCAAAACGGACCUCAGCGAACCGGACAGGGAGUCGGCGGAGACGAAAGACCCGGUUCUGUGUCCGGCGGAGCCCGGCGCCGUUGAGCGCCUGAUGCUCGGCUCCGAGGUUCGAGUCACGCUGGAUCACAUCAUUGACGAUGCGCUCGUGGUGUCGUUUCGCUUGGGCGAGAAGAUCUUCUCUGGGGUACUCAUGGACCUUUCGAAAAGGUUUGGACCUUAUGGGAUUCCUAUAACCGUGUUCCCCAAAAGAGAGUAUAAGGACAAACCAGAAUCUAUGCAGCUAAAGACGGAAGCAUUCCAGUCAGAGACCGAUAAGGAUGUCACUCAAGGACCUAGUGAUGCCCCCAUUAAGGACCCUGCGGAUGCUCCGGAUGCCCCUCUGCAGGUCCCUGCUGAGACUCAUGCUGUGCCCCAGCCCUGUCCCAACCCUCAACCUAACCCAUGGACCCAAAAUCCUUGGCUUCCCUUGGUGGCCCGCCCGCAUCCUAGCCAUCACAAAAACUUCCAGUCUCGCUUUGACAAGAAGAGAAAGGGCCUGUAUCGUAAAGCCAUCACUGAGGCCGCCAAGGCUGCCAAGCAGCUCACACCCGAGGUCCGAGCCUUGCUAACUCAGUUUGAGACGUGA
Messenger RNA from Sinocyclocheilus rhinocerous, 1529 nucleotides. RefSeq lists its product as uncharacterized. Lineage: Eukaryota; Metazoa; Chordata; Actinopteri; Cypriniformes; Cyprinidae. The coding region runs from base 57 to 1529 and encodes 490 amino acids. The record is from RefSeq and is a predicted model, not a curated record. The transcript has 3 exons.